Messenger RNA from Helianthus annuus (common sunflower), 3989 nucleotides. RefSeq lists its product as uncharacterized. Bases 1462 to 3726 code for a protein of 754 amino acids. The record is from RefSeq and is a predicted model, not a curated record. Lineage: Eukaryota; Viridiplantae; Streptophyta; Magnoliopsida; Asterales; Asteraceae. The transcript is spliced from 7 exons.
AUAAAAGAAAGUAAACAAAAUUAAAAACAGCUAAGAACAAGUUCUGUCUCCUUCCCAUCCAAAAAGAGGUGUGCAUACCAACAAUGUCUCCUCCCUUGUGGAGGGUGGUGACAUUCAUCAUCAUCAUCAUCCAUCCAACAUCUGCAAAAAUAAAAAAAAAACCACACAAACUUUCUUCAAAGCUUUCUCUUUCCCUUUCAUGAUUUUGUCAUCUGUGUGUUUGUGUGUUGUGUGUGUGUGAUGAAUCUAUUCCUAUGGCCCCACCACAAUCAUCAUAGAUGCUAACUUUCCUCUUCCAAAUCCCAAUUUCUCAUUCCCAGAUGCCUUUUUUUUCUUCCCACCCACCACCAUCUUUAAAAAGAUCCAAACUUUCCUCUUCUUCACCACUUUCUCUCACUUUUUAACGGUCAUCAAUGGCUGCCACACCCACAGAAACCCUAAAUCUUGAAAUCAAAUAAGUGGGUCAGUUCAAGAUUCUUCCUUUACUUCAUAUAUAUGUAUUUUUGUUUAUAUUUUCUCUGUUUCUUGUUUUGUUAAGUUGUAUUGAAGCAUAAAGCUUCAAUCUUUUUGACAUUUAUCGAGUGUAAUUGAUUAGAUGAUACACAAUUUGCAUAAAGAUCGAUCUGGGUGAUCUCAUUUUUGAGAAAUUUGAGAAGCCCAGAUUGAAUUUAGGUCUGAUUGUGUGUAUUCUUCAUCAAGAUCUUUAAAAGCUUCAAGCUUUUAAGGAUUCUUGUUGUGUGUAUGAUGAAUUGAUGGCCCCACAACAUCAAUGCAAAACGUAUGUGUCAAUUUCCUCUUCUUCAUUGCAACCACCGCCUUUGUGUCUCACGUUCUAUAGUCUCUAAUGGUUGCCAAACCUUUACACCUAAUUUUUCACUUAAUAAAAUAAGUGGUUUAGACUUUAGUGUUUAAUCCAUCUGGGGUCUUUCUUUUUGACAAACUGAAGUUAGGCUUUUCAUAAAUUUUCCAAUUUUUUCUUACCAAAAGUUGCUUUGAAUCAUAGCUUUGAAUUUUCGACGUUUCCGUCGCAAUAAUUUCAUCUGAGUGGUUUAUUUGUUAGAAAAUUUGAGGUAUCCACAUCGAAUUAAGUUCCGAUUAGAUAUUGAAUGUCUGAUCUUUGUCAAGAUCUUUUAGUUUUGUCAAAGAUCUUCAAAUAAGGGGCUUUCUUGGGGUUGAAGAUUUGACUUUUGUGGUUUAUAUAUCACAAAAGGGAUGAUUGCUUGGUCCACCACAAAAUACUAACCAACAUUGAGUGAUAAGAGAGAUAAACGGAAAAGAGAAGUUUUGAUUCCUUCACCAAAUCUAAGAAUUCGAGGUCCGAUCUCCGUGAUCUUGUCUGGAGAAAAGCUUGUUUUGUUCUUGUUGUAUCAUCAAAAGGUUCUGAAUUUGAGGCUUGUUAUCUUUGUCCUUUAAAAAAGAUUAAAAAAUCACGGGAUUUGUUUAGAAAAUCUGCAUUUCAUUAUGGCAAAAAGAUCAAAACAACGUCCCGCUCGACAAAAGAAAGACCACCAAUCAGGUUGUAUGUGGGGAAUAAUUAGUAUGUUUGACUUUCGACAUGCUCGGACCCCAAGAAGGCUGCUUUCAGAUCGUAGAAGAUUCCCCGACAAUAACGCUCAAGGUUCUUCACACCCUACUUCAGAAGCGAAUUUGCCCACGUAUUCUCAAGAGAUGCAUCCAAGCGUUGAGGGUGGCGAAACAAUAAAAAAACCAACAUCUGAGCUCAUGAGCACGAGGGUAAAGGAACUUAUCGAAGAAGAGUUGUUUAUCGACAAGGAUCCAAAGCCCGUAAGGAAAGAUAAUGAACAAAAGAAUAAAUCUAAAACAUUAAAGAAGUCUUUUAAUGACGAAAUUUCGAUCAAUCAUCAAGUUUCAGCUCAAAAAACGUCACAGUAUCACGAUCUUGAAGCUCUAGUGAAAGAAAUCUUGGUGAUUUAUAAAAAAAGAAACGAACCGCACGGUAUUCUCGAUACAGGUGAAAAAGAAGAAAAGCUUUUUCUAGCCGUUGAGGCGUUACUGAACGAGAAAUCAGCAAACGGAGACCACAAGAAAAAUCAACAUUCGAAAGAGAUGUUUCAGAUGUUGAGUUCAAACAAAGACAUGUUUUUGAAAAUACUUCAAGACCAAAACUCGAUUUUGCUAAAGGAAGACCAAAAGUCAAAGUCAACAGAUCAAGGACCAGAGGAACAACCUGUGGCGGCCCGUAAACACCGAAAGUUCUUUAGAAGAAGGAGUAAGUCGCAAGAAAGUAUACCGUUGAAUGAAACGGGCAAAAUAGUGAUUUUGAAGUCCGAGUCUUCUGAAGUUCCGGUAGAGAAUGAUACGCAUAGUGAAGGAAAUGGUUCCCCCUUUUCAUUCAUGGAACUAAAAAGACGGUUAAAACACGCGAUGGGAAAGGAUCGGCAAUUACCGGGACCCACCGGAAAAACGGGUUUUGACGGUGGAUGGAGUUCACCGAACAGAGAUCAUUUCUAUACGGAACGAUUUGCGAGAGUCACUAACGGGAUUAGAACGUCAGACAGAUUUUCAAAAUUCCGGGAUUCAGAAAUGGAAAACGACAACACAAAUGACCGGAUAUCGAACAUUUACGUUGAGGCUAAAAAACAUUUAUCUGAAAUGCUCACAAGUGGCGAUGAAGAUGCUGAAACAAUGAUGAAAAGCCUUCCGAAAAGCCUCGGGAGGAUUUUAUCGCUUCGAGAGUACAACUCGUUUUCUCCGAUUACAAGUCCUCGAGUGCGAACACGACAUUUGUCUUGUGAGGAUCUUUCUAUGGUCAACAAAAGUCAACUGUUCACGAAUAUUGACAACUCCGAAAAGAAAGCUGUAGUUUCCGAUAAUAUGACUUGUGAAGGUGUUCAAGAGGUGGUAAAGUCACCGUCAUGUGAUGAAGAACACAAAGAACAAACAGAAGCUUGUGAACCACACGACACUCCAAAUGAAGAUCAACCUUCUGAUAGCUUGGAACCGGAUUUACAUGAAGAGACUACAGUUGCUAGCAAGACUGAAGAACACAAGAUCAGUCCCGCGAAGCCUAGUCCUGUAUCUGUUCUCGAGCCGUUGUUUUCAGAUGAUGAUAUUAGCCCAGCAAGAAGUGUCUCCCUACCUGUCGAAGCUGCGGUUCAACCACUAUGUAUCCAAUUCGAUGAAACCGUUUCCUGUACUGAAAACCAACAAAUACGAAUCACCGACUCGGGGGAAAACGAAGAAUCACCGUUCGAAUACGUUGAAGCCGUGCUCCUUUCUUCUGACCUGAAUUGGUCCGAAUUCGAAAACCGAUGGAUUUCAUCGGCCCAAAUCCUGGAUCAAUCUAUAUUUCAAGAAGUAGAGACGUUUUCGAGUCGGGCGAAACACGACCAAAGGCUUCUAUUCGAUUCAGCCAAUGAAGCUCUCGAAGAAGUAUGCAAUCGUUUCAUUCCCGAAUCAUCGUUUAUCAAACAUAAUGUUUGGCCCGUUCCUAAAGGAAUGGACCUGAUAAACGAGGUAUGGUCAAGACUCGAGUCGUGUCUUUUUAAAGUUUACCCUCGCGAUCUGAGCAAGCUCGUGAGAAAUGAUUUGGAAACGUCUAAAACGUGGUUGGAUCUUCGAUCCGAAUCUCGUGAAGUAGUCAACGAGAUUGAGAAACUGAUAUUCGAAGCAACAAUCGAUGAUACUUUUUUGAGUUUAUUCGACGAUUCUGUUGAUGGCGAGAUUUUAGAUGAUGGGACGGAUAACGCUCUAUCAUGCUCGUGAAAACUACGCAGUUCGUUUGAAAUCGGCGUUUUCAGAAGAUGUUUUUUUCUUCAUUAACAAUCAACUUAGGGUUUGGUUUGGGUGUGUUUUGUGUGAUUUUGGUUACUUUACAUAGUUAAAAAGAUAUAUGAAUGGAGGUUAGUUUGUAAGUAUUUACAUAAAAUCAUAUACAGAGGUGAAUGUUGUUUGUACUUCAAUAAGAGUCUUAUUUGAUAGAUACAUUAUUAUUGGUUUGAUAAAUAAAAGGUUAUUAUUACCUUGUA